Molecule: messenger RNA, 3412 nt
Organism: Hibiscus syriacus
Lineage: Eukaryota; Viridiplantae; Streptophyta; Magnoliopsida; Malvales; Malvaceae
Product: nucleolar protein 6-like
Exons: 26
Coding region: 44-3166 (1040 amino acids)
Biological process (GO): tRNA export from nucleus; rRNA processing
Cellular component (GO): small-subunit processome; CURI complex; UTP-C complex
Source: RefSeq, a predicted model, not a curated record
CUAUCUAUCUAACUCGAACUCCCGCCUCUUUACACAAGUCACGAUGGAGACUGAAACCUGCAUAUCCUCCAUGGACUUCAAAGUUCAAGAGUUGUUGAAAGAGGUUCGGCUCCAAUGUUCUCCUGCACUUACCAAGCUCGUCGAUGAUACCGUUUCCGCUAUCAAAUCUUCCUUAGACAAAAUUCCUCAAGAUCUUCAGGUUACCGUGGAUUGGGCUCCAGAUUUUGUGAGAGAUAUUGGUGCAGACAAAGCGGAAUUUAAAUUUAAGAAACCAAAGUCUAUUGAAAUUGGUGGCAGUUAUUCAAUAGGCUGCGUAGCAAAACCAGAUGUUAAUAUCGAUCUUCUCCUCCGGUUACCGAAGGAAUGUUUUCAUGAGAAAGACUAUCUAAAUUAUCGAUAUCAUGCUAAAAGAUGCCUUUACCUUUGCGUUAUUAAGAAGUACUUGAAAUCUUCAUCAUCAAUUCAGAAGGUUGAAUGGUCCACUCUGCAAAACGAGGCUAGAAAACCUGUAUUGGUUGUCUAUCCAGAUGCGAACCUUGAUGAAGCACCUGGGCUUUUUAUAAGAAUAAUUCCCACUGCAACAUCCCUGUUUGAUCCUUCAAAGUUGAACGAGAAGCGGAACAAUGUUAGAGCUCUGAAAACAGGGGAUGUUCUUCAGCCUACACCAAUAUAUAAUUGUAGCAUAUUGGAAGACAUGUAUUUAGAGGAGAAUUCAAAAUUUGUUAUGAAUUUUUUUUCUGGAUGGAAGGAAUUGGGAGAGGCCUUAAUAUUGCUGAAGGUCUGGGCUAGGUUGAGAAGUUCAAUAUAUGUUCAUGAUUGCAUAAACGGGUUUCUAAUAUCCGUUAUAGUGUCAUACCUUGUGGCAAAAAAUAAGAUUAACCAUGAUAUGAUGCCAAUGGGGAUAUUUCGUGCCACAUUGAAAUUUAUUGAAACUUAUCCAUUGUGGAAGCACGGGCUUUACUUUCCAACAAUAGACCGGAGUAGUUCAAAGGGAAAUGAGCAACUUAAUUCUUCAACCUGUGUCAAUUUGGCUUUCAGAAUUUCAGGUGUUGCUUAUCCUGAGCUACAAGAUGAAGUUGCGUUGACACUUAGGUGUUUAGAAAGAUGCAGAGAAGGUGGUUUUGAGGAAAUUUUUGCUACCAAGAUUGAUAAUGCUGCUAAAUAUGAUUAUUGCUUUAGAUUGAACUUGAAAGGAAACAGAGAGGUCGCUUCUCUAGGAUUUUGCUUGGACGAUGAAUGUUGGAGAGUGUAUGAGCAGGAUGUACAUAGUCUGCUUUAUCAAGGAUUAACCGAUAGAGCAAAGUUUAUCCGUGUUAUUUGGAGGAACACUUAUUCAGACUUUAAUGUUGAAAAUGGCUUAUCAGCACUCGAUAGUGUGCCAUUAUUUGUUGGAAUUUUGGUGAGCUCUGUAGAGAAGGCUUUUAGGGUUGUAGAUAUUGGUCCAAAUGCUGAAAAGAAAGAUGAGGCUCUCAUGUUCCGAAAAUUUUGGGGUGAGAAGGCUGAGCUCCGAAGAUUCCAAGAUGGUAAAAUUGCGGAAAGCACAGUUUGGGAAAGCGAGCAAGGUUCAAGGCAUCUCAUUUUAAAAAGAAUUGUUGAGUUUUUACUGGGGCGCCAUCUAUCUUUAUUGGAAAAGGAUAUUGUUUCAGUUGUGGAUCAGCUUGAUUUCUCUCUGCUACUUGAUGGUAAAGACCCAGUAUCACAUUCUGGAAAACUGCUUGGAACAUUUGAAGAAUUGUCAAAACGUUUGUGCUCUAUUGAAGAUGUUCCCUUGAGGAUAUCUAGUGUUCAGCCUCUCGAUUCUGCUUUCAGGUAUACAUCUGUUUUUCCUCCUGAAACUCAUCCUGUGGCAAAUAAAAAGGUUGAUGUGGCAAGGCUACAUAAUUUGACCCCAUUCUGUGUCCAGUCGCUUGAAGUUAUGAUUCAGUUGGAAGGUUCUGGAAAUUGGCCAAUGAAUGAUGUCUUAAUUGAGAAAACUAAGUCAGUUUUCCUUCUCAAAAUUGCGGAGAGUCUCCAGGAUAACUGGGGGAUGACAUGCAUUGCUUCUGAGGAAGAUGUGGAUGUUUUCAUGGAUGGAUAUGCAUUUCGCCUUAGAAUUUUGCAUGAGAGAGGCCUAAGUCUGGUGGGCAAAGAAAUUGGGCAUGAUCAAACGAAGAGGGUUUCAGCUGCUGAUAAAAUGCUUUUUGUUCGUAGUCAACAUGCAAGCAUGGUUAAUGGAUUACAGUUUCGUUACCCAAUAUUUGGGCCGGUUGUUAGGCUUGCAAAACGGUGGCUUGCUUCUCAUCUUUUUUCGGCUUGCUUGGCAGAAGAGGCUGUGGAACUAUUGGUUGCCCACCUCUUUCUGAAGCCUCUCCCAUUUGAUGUGCCCUGUUCUCGGAUCACUGGAUUUUUAAGGUUCUUGCGACUACUAGCAGAAUAUGAUUGGACUUUUUCUACGUUGAUUGUUGAUAUAAAUGGUGAUCUGAGCCAAAAUGAUGAGAAAGAGAUUGAUGAUCACUUCACUCAAAGUAGAAAAGCUUACAAAGAAAACACCCAAAUUGGAAGCAAGGCCAUGUUCCUGGCUACUGCUUAUGACAAGUCAUCUGAAGCUUGGACCAGAUGCUCACCAAAUCCACUGGAGCUUAAAAGGUUGGUGGCUUAUUCUCGAAGCAGUGCUAACUUUUUGACAAAACUCAUCCUGCAAAAUCAGACUGAUCCCCAUGAAUGGGAGUGCCUUUUCCGAACUCCGCUGAGCCUUUAUGAUGCUGUUAUUCUUCUCCACGGAGAUAGAUUACCUUACCCAAAACGUCUCCUCUUCACAUCUGAACUGGACCAAGGUCGGCAUGUUGCUCAUGGCAGUGCUAGCAAUUCUUUCCACCCUUUCCUAUUGCCUGCUGAUAUGAACUGUAGCUUAGAGCAAAUAAAAACCAAGCAAAUGGUAAACUUUGAUCCACUAAGGUGCUUUGUAGGAGAUGUAGAGAAAGAGUUCUCCAACAGAUUGACGUUAUGGUAUGAUUCAUUGGGAGGCGAUGCGAUUGGUCUAACAUGGGAACGUUCAAAGAAACGAGAACGAGAAGAGGAAGAGAUGGAUGGAAAGUAUCCAGUUGAUUUGUUGAGAAAUGUAGGUGAAUUAGGGAAAGGAUUUGUGAGAGAUGUUUAUUUGCUCAAGGCUCCCAGGCUUGAAAAAUGAUUUAGAAUAAUGCUAGAGGCUUAGCUGGUGAAACAGAUGGGACAGCGCAGAAGGGAACCAUUCAACAUUUGCAGCGAAGAUUACCAACCUCCAGAGGCGCUGCCUUGGCUAACAGAUAGAGAGCAAAACCCUCAACUUUUGUGGUAUUAUAUUUUGUGGUUUUCAUUUCUAGAAUUUACCUUUCACCUUUGUAAAAUGCUAAUGUAAUUUCAGGACAAUGGUUAAAAAAAGGACCAAUUGAAGGGG